Messenger RNA from Helianthus annuus (common sunflower), 1856 nucleotides. RefSeq lists its product as uncharacterized. The transcript has 15 exons. The coding region runs from base 271 to 1608 and encodes 445 amino acids. The record is from RefSeq and is a predicted model, not a curated record. NCBI's taxonomy places the organism in Eukaryota, Viridiplantae, Streptophyta, Magnoliopsida, Asterales, Asteraceae.
GAAAAGAUAGAUAGGAUAGGAGACAACUUUUAGUUUAACCGGGGUCCAAUUGAAAACCCGAGUGUCGACCCAUUCACAUUCACAUUCACAUUCACAUUCACAUUCACAUUCACAUUCAGCAUUCUUUUGACCGAAGCAACGCCACCUGUCGUUCCCUCUUCUCAUCACUCAUCUUAACUGUUUUCUGAUCGAUACAAAUUAGGGUUCUCAUCACUCAUCUUAACUCUUUUCUUCUGAUCGAUAUUCCAAAUUAGGGUUUCAAAUCGGAAGAUGAAGAAGGAUAAAUCAGUGUUGAUUGCAAGCCCUAGCGAACCGAAAUCAUCUUCUUCAAACAAAGUAUUUCUUCCAGAUGAGGAUUCGAAAGCCACUAAUAAUGACUUUCCUAUGCGUACCGGCACUCGUAAUGGUUCUUCUAAAUACGAUUUCGUCAAGGUGAAGGUAUGGUUGGGUGAUAAUGCUGAUCACUACUAUGUCCUCUCUAGAUUUUUGCUUAGCAGAAUGCUGACUGUUACUAAGAUUCCUAACCAUGUGGCCCUAAAAAUUGCCCUUGAACUCAAGAAGCUGCUCAUAGAUAAUAGCCUUCUGGACGUAUCCCAGUCUGAUCUGGAAGCUAAUUUGUUUAAGCUCAUGGAACGCCGGGGCUAUGGACAAGAGUACAUAAAUCGUUACAAGAUGAUGACAAGAUUUCACCAUCAAAGAGUGCCAUUGGUUAUUCUUGUAUGUGGCACAGCGUGUGUUGGAAAAUCUACAAUUGCUACCCAACUUGCACAAAGGCUAAACUUGCCAAAUGUUUUGCAGACGGAUAUGGUGUAUGAAUUGCUAAGGACAUCAACAGAUGCACCUUUGACGUCUUCACCAAUUUGGGCACGAGACUUCAGCUCCUCAGAGGAGCUAAUCACUGAAUUUUGCAGAGAAUGCAGAAUUGUUCGAAAAGGAUUGGCUGGUGAUUUAAAGAAAGCAAUGAAAGACGGGAAGCCAAUUAUCAUUGAGGGGAUGCAUGUGGAUCCUAGUAUAUACCUAAUGGAUGAAGAGAAUAAAUCACCACAUAAUGUGCCAGCGAAUCCACAAGAGUCAAAAGCGGAUGAAAAUGACAUGACAAACGUGGAAAAUAAUGCUUCCACUAUUGGUGCUCAAAGCGAGGAUAUACAUCCAAAUGCUGAGAAUGCCAAGACAGAAGCAAUAUCCACUCAAGAGUUGGAUAAAAUUUCAGAUGACCUCAAGUCUGUUCAUAUUGUUGACCAUGCUGCCGGUAGUCAAAAUGAUACCACAAAAGAUCAAGUGGCAGAUAAGAAACCUACUCUUGAAAGAGAAAAAUCUGGAGUCACUGAACCCGUAAUAAUUCCUAUAGUCCUAAAGAUGGCGGACUUUGAUCAUAAGGCACUGUUAGAGGAGUGGAUAUCUAGCCGGAAAUUCAGCGAUAGGUAUCCAAUCCAGGAAAAAGAUAAACUGAUUAGCAACUUAAAAACCAUUCAAGACUAUCUGUGCUCAUUCAAGUCACAGGGAUUAACGGUUGUUAAUAUAUCGACUACAACAUUCCCGCAAACUCUUGAUUGGUUGCACAAUCAUCUUCUUCAGUGUAUCGAGCAAGGCCUCCAAGGGAAGCAAUAGUAACACAGGAGGAAGUUAAGAUUGAGUGUUAGAUAAAUCAUAAAUGAAUUAGGAUUGAAAAAUGUUAUGCAAGUUCUAUAAACUGGUUUUCAACAAGUUAAGAUUCUAUUAUAUCAUAGAUCUUGUACAAAUUAUGUUGAGAUGUGCAUCGAGACCAACCAAUUAUAUCAUGAGUAGAGGUUGCAAUCGUGAAUAGUAUGUCCCGAUCGUGAAAGGUGUGUAUUCAGAUUUGCAAGAUUCAGCUUUUU